Alternaria ethzedia is the source of this 996-nucleotide messenger RNA. RefSeq lists its product as uncharacterized. NCBI's taxonomy places the organism in Eukaryota, Fungi, Ascomycota, Dothideomycetes, Pleosporales, Pleosporaceae. The coding region runs from base 1 to 996 and encodes 331 amino acids. The record is from RefSeq and is a predicted model, not a curated record. The transcript has a single exon.
AUGCUUGACGCGCAGCUCCCGAUGAUUCCGCCCCAAUCGCAAACAGCUUACAUGCCGCCGUCUUACGCGCAUGACGUUAAACCCCCCGUCUCGCCCAACUCGCCUCAGCAUGCUCCGCAAGCGCAACACUUUUCCCCAGUUUCGCCAAUACCACAACCAGAACCUGUUCAUCAGAUACCACAGGUUGAGACACAGCAGAGCAGGCACGCUCGGCAGAUGAGCAACCUGUCACCCAUCAACACGAACAUCCGGACGUAUGCCAUGCCGCCCAUCCCUCCUACGCCCCCGUCGGGCACACAUCAAACCUCGCCGCUACCGCACAAGACACCAAUGACGCCCAUCUCCGCCAACUCGAUGCACAAAGAGCAGCCACGAGACAAUCCAACCUCCCCCACGCUCCGAACCUCGCCGUAUCCGAACGAGCCCUAUUCACCACAUGGUUUCUCGAACCAGAACAGCAACUUCCACGCCGUAUUCUCCCCAGACGCCGCACACGGCCCCAACGGCCUAGAUUUUGCUGCACACCAGCCAGGCCAGAUAUCGCACCCAAACAUGGAGCUAGAGAAAUCACACGAAUGGUCAAACGGCAUCUGCGCAUGCAGCCCCGACCCUUCAACCUGCCUGACAGGCCUUUUCUGCCCUUGCGUCCUUUACGGCCGCACUUCGUACCGCUUGUCCCAGAAAUCCGCGAAGAAAGAUCCCACGGAUAUGCUUGGUCACAGCUCCACGAACGGACACUGCAUGGUCAUGGGUCUCUCGUGUGGACUGUGGUGGCUUUUCCCUAUGCUGCAGCGGACACGUAUUCGGCGCGCGUAUAAACUAGAAGGCAGUUUUGGGAGCGAUCUGCUCAAGGGAUGCUGCUGCUGUUGCUGUGUUACUGUGCAGAACGAGAGGGAGGUCAAGCAUAGAGAGGAGGUUAGUAGACGGUGGGCUGGGCCGGCGAGCACAGACGCUUAUACGAGGACGGGAGGUAUGGUGUACAAGCCGCAGCAGUAG